AUGGCGGCAUACUUCCCGGUGAUGAUGAGCCGGCAAGCACAGAACUGGCUCGAGUCUCUUCCUGCCGGCUCGAUCAAUAGCUGGCAGGACCUCUGCAUCACCUUCGUCCAAUACUACCAAGCAGCCUGCCCGGGCCCCAAAACCAGAUGGGAUCUGGGCAGCAUUACGCAACGACCCUCCGAGUCCCUGCGUGACUACAUCAAAAGGUACUUUGCUAACCGUAAUACAAUUACGGAAGUCGAUGAUAGGGACGUGAUCUACCACUUCCACCAAGGCCUCCAUAGCGUCGAACUAUGGAGAAAGAUGUUUGAGUCCAACCCCAAGACCGUCUCCGACAUGAUGGCCAUCGUCAACAAGCACGCCGACAUGGAGGACGCCGAGCGCGCACAACGCCGCCACAUGGAUCGCCGCGAGCCUGUCGAUCGUCCUCACCAAAGGGACGACGAUCCGGCUCGCCCAAGAGGAGAUCGUCCACCACGUCACAGCAAGGACCGCGACCGCGCCGAGUCAUCCAAGGCCCACGACCGCAAGCGUGGCCCCGACAACACUGUCGUUGUUGCUGAACGGCCUCAGCAGCUUACCCCCCUCGAUCAGGAGGAGCUCGAUAGGCUCCUCGACUCCAAGUGCCCCUGGCACAAAGACACCAACCACACCGCGCGAGAAUGUCACGCCCUCUCCAACUGCGUCGCUCCAGUGGAACCCAAGCGGCCCAGGCUCGAUGACUGCGAAAGGCCGGGUAGCUCCAGAAGCUCCCGUGGCCAUGGCCGCAGGAACCGCUUGCCCAGGCGAGACGAGGAGGACCAGCAGGGCAACCGGUCACCCGGCACCUUCCAGGAGGAGCAAUGGGUGGUUAAUAUCAUCUUCGGAGGCUCCAGCACCCCGUCCUGCAAGCGUAGCAUCAAGCUGCACAAUCGCGACGUCAACUCGGUGUUCAGGCACCCGGUUGAGCCUCUUUGCUGGUCAGAGAUCCCAAUUACCUUCGACCGGGUACUCAUCGACGGGGGCAGCGCCCUCAAUAUCAUCUUCGCUAAAACUCUGGAGGACAUGGGCUUCGACAUGACUAAGCUGGUUCCUUCAGACCAGGCCUUCUAUGGCAUCAUCCCGGGUGCGGGCUCAACUCCGGUUGGCAAGGUCACCCUCCCCAUCACCUUCGGCACCCGGGACAACUACCACACGGAGUCCAUCAUUUUUUAG
Molecule: messenger RNA, 1194 nt
Organism: Panicum virgatum (switchgrass)
Lineage: Eukaryota; Viridiplantae; Streptophyta; Magnoliopsida; Poales; Poaceae
Exons: 2
Coding region: 1-1194 (397 amino acids)
Source: RefSeq, a predicted model, not a curated record